This is a messenger RNA of Tachysurus vachellii, 3481 nucleotides long. RefSeq names its product zgc:123305. The record is from RefSeq and is a predicted model, not a curated record. Gene Ontology annotation, cellular component: nucleus. Gene Ontology annotation, molecular function: phosphatidate phosphatase activity; transcription coactivator activity. NCBI's taxonomy places the organism in Eukaryota, Metazoa, Chordata, Actinopteri, Siluriformes, Bagridae. Bases 146 to 3220 code for a protein of 1024 amino acids. The transcript has 20 exons. Gene Ontology annotation, biological process: cellular response to insulin stimulus; positive regulation of transcription by RNA polymerase II; fatty acid catabolic process.
UGGGCGGGACUUUAUAAAUCGCGCAAAUCAAUUGGUCAAAUCUGUGAUUGACAUGUUUGCCGAGUCACCGCCUUGAAAAUACUUUAGCGUCCGGAAGUUUAAAAGGACGGUUUCUUUUACAGCCACCACUGGUAAGUCCCAGACCAUGAACUACGUUGGCCAGUUGGCAGAGACUGUUUUUGUAACUGUCAAGGAGCUUUAUCGUGGACUAAACCCUGCUACACUCACCGGUGGGAUUGAUGUAAUCGUUGUGCGUCAGCCGGAUGGCAGUCUCCAGUGUUCACCUUUCCAUGUGCGCUUUGGAAAACUGGGGGUUCUUCGCUCCAAGGAGAAAGUGGUGGAUAUUGAGAUCAAUGGUGAGCCAGUUGACCUGCACAUGAAACUUGGGAACAAUGGAGAAGCAUUCUUUGUGGAAGAGAGUGAUGGCUUGGAGGUCGGAGUACCAGCCCACCUUUGCACCUCACCCAUCCCUAUGGAGAAUCCAGAGGUUUCAGAAGUGGCCGAGUCUCCCUUUAACACCACCGCGUCAAGCCGGCGGAAAAAACGGCGCAAGAAACGCACCCGAUCAGAUGCACAUCUCCAUGAGGAUGAUAGCUCCUCCUCAGAGGAGAGAGAGACCCCAGAACAGGAUGUCCUGAAAGAGGAGUCUGUGUUCAUGGCAAGUAAGUCUGUGUAUUACUCUCUGUCUGAGGAACCAGGUGAGGAUGCACUUGGACCGCAGGCAGGUGACUUGCAUCCUUACUCUGAUGGAGAGUGUUCACCUCACGAGAGCCUGUUCUAUAGUCGACCCUCCUCUCCUAAGAGUGACUCUGAACUGUUUGUAAAACCUCAGGAAACAUCAGGGCCUCAGAUGCAGUGGAACUGGGGUGGAUUUCCCAAGCAGGUGUGUUCACCAGAGCGAGGCAGCCCUCCCCCUCUCGUUACACCCUCUGAGCACUCCCACUUCCGGACCAUCCAACGGCAGGCCUCAUUCAACAUGGAGUCUUCCGACCCCUUAACCACUGUAACUGUAUUGAGAACAGAACCUUGGAUUCUUGAAAAUAGAGUUGAACACUCAACCCCAAACACAGAUGCUUCCUCUCCCACAGACCAGGCUUCACUACUCACACCACCCCUUGUGGAGCCUGCAGUGGGCUCUGAGCAACAGAACAUUUCAGAACUGGAGACCUUGAGUGGCCUGAGUGAUUGCAUGGCUAACACAGUUAGCACAUGUGGCACAGACUGUGACACUAGAACUGCAAAUCGAGUUAACGCAGACAACUUCACAGGUCCUUCUAACUCUGAUAGGGUAGUCAGUGUUCUUAAUGAUGUUAGUAAAAAACCUGUCAUCUCGGUUUGCUCUGAAUACCAUGCAAGCACUGUUAGUGUAUUGGAUACAGCUGACCCAAUUAGCAUGGCUCAGUCGGAAGCGUUAGCUUCCCUUGUCGAUAAAAUCAGUUCUUUUACUGAGACAGAUCAACACACUACAGCAGAAAUAGGAACUUCAGUAGAGAGAGACAGUGGUAUUGAAGCAUUGACAGAAGGAUUUGCAGAGGCUACAGUGGCUCCACAAACAAAUCAGGAAGCAAAGAGUGUUGGAGUGAUUGAACAUGUGGAUUCUGUUAAAUUUGAGAAGUCUAGCUUCUCCCAGUCAUCUAAUGCAGCAGAAUCUUCAACUAAAGCAGCAGAAUCCCAGGAAAAGAAAAACGGCAAACGCAGUCAGCAUGUGGGACCAGCAGAUAUCUAUCUGGAUGAUUUGUCUAAACUUGACCCUGAGGUGGUUGCACUUUAUUUUCCCAAAAGUGAAGGUGAAUCUCCUUCACAGUGUGAUGCUGAGCUGGGUUCAGUUCCAUCCAUACAGUCCUCACAGUCAGGCCAACAGUCUCCUCAGACUGUAAGCACUGCCAACGUGGACAGUGGGACUGAGUAUCUAUCAGACUCAACCACUGACAAUUUGGAGGUUUCCUUGUCCCUCUGUGGAACUGAGGGAUACUCCAGGAAGAUCAAGAAAGAAAAGUUUGAAGAGCACAUGGUCACUUAUCAAGACUUUGUCAACAACCCUGGAAUUAUUGAUGACCCAAACCUUGUCAUCUGUAUCAACUCAAAUUAUUACAACUGGGCAGCUGCUGCUCCGAUGAUUCUGUCAAUGCAAGCUUUUCAGAAGAAUUUGCCAACGAGUACAGUUGAGCAGUUAGUUAAAGAUAAGAUGCCUAAGAAGUCUGGUCGCUGGUGGUUUUCCUGGAGAAGAAAAGACUUGGAAAAUAAUCAGCCAAACACAAAGCCUGACUCUGAAGACCAUCAAGCUGAGGCGUCAUCUUCUCCUACUAUACCUCCCACAACAAAGGAUCACUCUGCUCAGCUCUCCAGUGAUGAUGAUGGUAAUGAAAGUGAAAGUGUGAACAGACAGGAAAGUGUAACAGAAGCCAUGAGCACUGCACAGUGCCUUAAUCAGAUUUACCGCAAAUCCCUCCGCCUCACCUCCCAACAGAUAGAGCGUCUCAGUUUGAAAGAGGGCGCUAACAAUAUUGUAUUCAGUGUGACCACUCAGUACCAGGGCACUUGCCGUUGUGAAGCUGCCAUCUAUCUGUGGAACUGGGAUGAUAAAGUCAUAAUCUCUGACAUUGAUGGAACCAUCACCAAGUCCGAUGCACUAGGCCACAUUCUGCCACAGCUGGGCAAAGACUGGACGCACCAAGGCAUUGCGAAACUUUACCACAAAAUACAUGAAAACGGCUACAAGUUCCUGUACUGUUCAGCCCGUGCCAUAGGAAUGGCAAACAUCACCAAGGGCUACCUGCAGUGGGUCAAUGAUAAAGGCAUUGUCCUACCUAAAGGACCUGUACUACUUGCUCCCAGCAGCUUAUUCUCAGCUUUACACAGGGAGGUAAUUGAGAAGAAGCCAGAGGUCUUUAAAAUCGCAUGCCUGACUGACAUUAGAGACCUUUUCAGUCCACACAGACAUCCAUUCUAUGCUGCAUUUGGCAACAGGACCAAUGAUGCAUUUGCUUAUAAGAAAGUUGGUGUACCUGAAACUCGGAUCUUCACUGUGAACCCUAAAGGGGAGCUCAUACAGGAGAACAGCAAAAGCCACAAGUCCUCGUAUUCUCACUUGAGUGAACUGGUGGAACAUGUCUUCCCUCUCGUCUCUAAAGGCAGGCCUGCAUCCUUGGAUUACCCAGAAUUCAGUAACUUUUCAUUCUGGAGAGAGCCUUUAGCACCACUUGACCUCACUUCACUCUAGACUUCCACAGUUAAUUUCCAUGUCUUUCUGCUUUUACUAAUUCUCCUGCUUCACUGCUACCUCUCUUUACUAUGACACUAAAUAUCUGAAUGUAAUAAAAGCUAUAUCUGAUUUAGUUCAACCUUUAACUAACUUGUACAAAAUCAAAUACUGUAUGUUACCACAAGGUUUGGCUCAUCUGCUAAAACAGAGAAAGGCAUGUUCAGAAAAGCCAAAGAUAAUCAUUUGGUAUCAAAUAAAUCCAGUGUUGUGUUUAUACAA